CAAAUUUAUAGCUAUUUCUUUCUAAAGAAGAUUAUGCUGCCAAACUGUGUGGAUAAAGUGUUGUGUUUGGGAUUAAGUACAUUGAUUGGUGUGUGUGCUGCCCUCGCCGUCCAAGUGCGCUGCAUAUCGCUGCUGGCGCUAGCCAUGUACUGCGGGAAGCCGGGCCGGGGCGUCAUGAAGGCUGUGGUGCUCACGUAUGUGGUCGCAGGUCCAAUCACUAACAUGUGCUUGAAUGCGCGGGAGGUGGUCCGUGUGUUCGCAUGCACGACACAGCUGUCUUACUCCCUGGGGAAGACCAGACACUGUUUGCUGGCUCAGCCUGUAAGGAAGACCUUGACAGGCCUUGGCCCAAAUGUUGACCACAUAAAGGGCACCAUCAGUUCAAUUGACACCGUACUUUCACCAAUAGAAAAUGAAAUAGAAGGCACCAGGGAAGUCGAACAAAGUCGCGUGCAAAAUGAUUACGUGGACAAUUUGUUUGCACAGCCGCAUCGCACCCAAGUUAUUGAACACAAGUAUAGUAUCAUAUCUUAUUCCCUAAUUCAGUCAUCCUUCUUCAGAAUCAUACAAAGCGAUAAAGAGAACGAAAUUUAUCAGAAGAAAUACCUUAUGAAAAUAGCUAUCCGUUGCCAAAACCAGUUCGCUCGCAGCGUGGUCGUCUGCAUGAACAUGUUCAGGCCUGUGCAGGUUAAGUACUGUAAGCUGGUGAACACGCAUGAUGGGCGGGCGGUCUGCGAGCCUUUGGAUCUGUGUCACGUCUGUGAUAUCCAGUAUUUGAUGGAUAUGGAUCGCGUAUGUGAUAGUAGUAAACAGGUUGACCCGGGAUUAGGAGAGGGAUACGUUUAUGUAAAAAAGGCCAAGAUGAAGUUGACAAAUUUGCAAGACAUUAAAUUGAAAAACAAACCUCCUGACGUACGAGUGAUCUACAAUGUUCAGGACGCCAAAGAAACAGGCGAUUUAGUGAUAAAAGCGUUUGAAGAGAAGAACAUAAUCAUGCGAACUGUCAGUACUAUCCUCAACGUGUGUAUGGCGAUCCUGUUCCUGCGCAUUCCGUCCGCUAGCGCCACCUACCAUGAUCUAUACCUAACCGACAUUGAGUUUGAUAACACGUAUGUCACGGGGUACUUCAAGCAGAUAGACGCGCGGAGGCGGGACAAAAGGAAAUACACUUUGUUGCCCUUGAAAAAGAUGGAAAGAAUAAAAUAUGUGGACGUCCGGUCAUUCUCCUACAUACCCCUGGAUCAGAGUCUGCUGGUGUCACAUAUCCUGAAAGUGUUCCUGGAAGUGGUCACAGCCACCACCUUCGUAAUGCUGGACCGGCUGUUUUUCGAAGCGUUGGACGUGGUCCGACAACAUGCUGAGAUGGAAAACGACCAAGGAAUGCAUGAUCUUGACAUAACGGUGGAAGGGUCCGGUAUACUAGCGAACAUGGUAAGGAAGAUUCUAGAAGGAUUCUCCGAGGAGUCGCCAGCGCAGCGACCCAUUACCAACCGGCCUUGCAUUCCUCGCCCGCGACUCAUGCCUCCCGCUUACUUCUUUAAGAUCUACGGUGGAUACCUCUGGAUUAUUUUACUGCUAUAUUUGGACCCUUACACGUUGCGUUUACGAAGACUUAUCUGCAGCUACUUUUACCCGCGCCGCGAGAAACAACGCAUAUUGCACCUCUACAAUGACAUACUCAAGAAGCGCAUGAAAAUGCAGAAAACUUUGCGCAAAAAAGCAAUACAAACGGUUCGAGCCCACUACCUCUCCGGAGAGAACCUGGUCAGCAUGAGGAUGAAGUUCCCGCAGCUGCUGGGUUGGCUGCGCGUGCUGCCGGCCGCUAGGAUGACAUGCCUCAUCUGUGGGGAGCCGGAGCCGAGGAAAGAUAACCAAGAAUCCACACCGUGGCACGCUUGCGUCGCGUCACACUGCCCCUUUAUGUACUGUAUGGAGUGCUGGAGAGAAGUGGGAGCCCGAUGUCUGGCCUGCGACCCAAGUCUCGCAGAACUAAGCGAUAUGGACUCGUUGAGUGAUGAUGAACAGCCUCGGCACUAAUGAUGACUGAUUUGAUAAGUGC
This is a messenger RNA of Amyelois transitella, 2059 nucleotides long. RefSeq names its product protein sneaky (gene snky). The record is from RefSeq and is a predicted model, not a curated record. NCBI's taxonomy places the organism in Eukaryota, Metazoa, Arthropoda, Insecta, Lepidoptera, Pyralidae. Gene Ontology annotation, cellular component: membrane. The transcript is spliced from 12 exons. The coding region runs from base 34 to 2037 and encodes 667 amino acids.